Messenger RNA from Aspergillus ibericus CBS 121593, 1458 nucleotides. Its product is annotated as purine and uridine phosphorylase. Gene Ontology annotation, biological process: nucleoside metabolic process. Gene Ontology annotation, molecular function: catalytic activity. The record is from RefSeq and is a predicted model, not a curated record. Bases 1 to 1458 code for a protein of 485 amino acids. Lineage: Eukaryota; Fungi; Ascomycota; Eurotiomycetes; Eurotiales; Aspergillaceae. The transcript has 2 exons.
AUGCGCGCCAGUUUGAUAUCGAAAACCUUGUCGCACGAUGAUUACAAGAUCGGAUGGAUCUGCGCCUUACCGCUGGAGAUGGCCGCAGCCCAGGCGCUCCUAGACGAAAUCCACGAGGACCUGCCCGUUCAGCCCAAUGACUACAAUGCAUAUACUCUGGGAGCCAUCGGCAAGCAUAACAUCGUCAUCGCAUGCUUGCCUAGUGGCGACUGCGGCAGUACAUUCACCACCGUAUCCAUGCACUUGAUGUCCAGUUUCCGCUCGAUUCAAUUUGGCCUGGUGGUUGGUAUCGGGGGCGGAGUACCACGAGAGAAGGAAGAUAUCCGCCGUGGCGAUAUAGUCGUCAGCAAGCCAACAGGUACCCAUGGCGGAGUGAUCCAGUAUAACUUUGGAAAAGCUUUGAGUGGCGGUGGAUUUCAGCGCACGGGCAUGCUCAACCGACCUCCCCAGAUUUUUCUGACUGCGCUGUCUAAGUUGCAAACGCAUCAUCUCAUGGGGCGUAAACUGUUCUUGGACUUUCUUUCGGAGAUGGAGCAGUUGUCGAGCUUUACUCGGCCCCGUCGGAGUGAUCAGUUAUAUUUGUCUGGUUAUGAUCACGUCGGUAGCAAGUCGACCAAUUGCGAUGCUUGUGAUGCGAUCAAUACUGUUGUACGGCCUCCUCGAGACUGUCAGGACCCUGUAGUCCACUAUGGAACAAUUGUGUUCGUGAACCAAGCGAACGACAGCUGGCUGCGGGAUAGGCUAGGUUCCGAGCUAGAUGCCUAUUGUGUGGAAUCGGGAGAAGCGGGAUUUAUGAACAAUUUCCCUUGCGUGAUCAUCCGGGGAAUCGGCGAUUAUGCCGAUUCACACAAGACCACGGAUUGGCAAGGAUAUGCGGCAGCCGCUGCAGCCGCAUAUGCCAAAGAGCUCUUGCUGGCCUCGGUUACCCAUGUCGAACAGACACAGCCUGUGCCGAAACCUCUGCCUGGUUCAGAAGCCGCCACAAUGGCACAAGUAAAAGAGCCAUUGCAAAUAACUGUUUCACCGGAAGCCAUUGCCGCCCCAGCCCCAGCUGCAUCAUUCACCUACGACGAGCUAAGUGGCGUGUAUCUCGGCACUAUCCGAGGCUCAGAAAUAAUUCCAAGACUGAUCAGAAACCCUGACCAUUGGAGAAACGAGAUCGGGGCGCUAAUAGCGCAGCUGGUUGAGAUUCACCCGGAAUGGUGGAUAGAGCGAACGGAAGAAGCUGCGCGUGUUAUGAAUGAAUUCUUUGCUCGCUGCAGGCUCACUUACCGAGUUAAUGUCUAUCCCCGACUAAGCGAACGUCCCAUUUACCAUGGCAGUAAUCGGGAGUAUCUUAGUAUCCUGUUCGAUCAUAAUCUGGGAUGGCAGACCAAGUCGGAUCCCAAUAUUGGGCUGAAUAUUGGGAUUUUGAAUAUAUGGUCUAUGCUGGAGUUUUUGGAUAGACAGAGUUUAUAG